Molecule: messenger RNA, 1541 nt
Organism: Archocentrus centrarchus (flier cichlid)
Lineage: Eukaryota; Metazoa; Chordata; Actinopteri; Cichliformes; Cichlidae
Gene: pex2
Product: peroxisomal biogenesis factor 2
Exons: 2
Coding region: 90-1082 (330 amino acids)
Biological process (GO): protein import into peroxisome matrix
Cellular component (GO): peroxisomal membrane
Molecular function (GO): zinc ion binding
Source: RefSeq, a predicted model, not a curated record
UGUAUAACCCGGAAAUACAGAUAGUGUUUUCAUGUCAGGGAAGACUGGGUUACAUUGAGCUCGCGUUUCCCCCCCACCCCCGAAAAGAAAUGGCAGGGUUGGGAAGUAAGAACAACCAAAAAAAGACAGCUGGAAAUCACGGUCCAGAUUUUGACGUGAACCCACAGACCCCAGUAUUACGUAUCAGCCAGCUGGAUGCCCUCGAGCUAGACUCAGCCCUUGAGCAGCUAGUAUGGACUCAGUUCUCCCUGUGCUUCCAAAAUUGCCGCCCAGGCUUGCUGACUCCUCUGGAGCCUGAACUGAGGCUUCUGCUUCAUCUGCUCCUAUGGAGGUUCACACUCUAUUCCAACAGUGCCACGGUGGGGCAGUCUUUACUGAGCCUGCGCUACCAUAGCAAAUUUUCCCUGUCUCCCCGUUACAGGCCUUUGUCCCCUAGGCAGAAGUUGGGACUGGCUGUUCUCACUGCAGGGCCCCGCUGGCUCCAGGAGCGUUCCCACAGCCUGCUGCCAUGCUUGGGUUUGAGUUCACAAGGAUCUGUGCCCGAAAGAGACAGUGGUUUGCUCCAGGAGGGUCUCCGCAAGGCCCUGACCCUUGUUUCUGGCAUUAUUAAGUUCACAAAUCUAAUCAACUUCCUUGGGUUCCUAAGGAGUGGCCGGCAUCCCAUUCUAGCUGAAAGAAUCACAGGAGCUCAGGCAGUUUUCAGUAAGCCCAAUGUGGCCAGGGAUGUAACCUACCAGUACAUGAACCGAGAACUGCUUUGGCAUGGCUUUGCGGAGUUCCUCAUCUUCCUGUUACCUCUGGUCAAUACAAAGAAACUGAAGGCAACGGUACUGUCUGUCCUUGGGGGGAAACCUGCUGGUGGGGAGGGAGCGAGGGAAGGACAAGAGUUGUGGAAAGAGUGUGGACUAUGCGGAGAGUGGCCAACCAUGCCUCAUACGGUAGGAUGCCAACAUGUCUUCUGCUACUACUGCGUUAAAAGUCACAGCAUUGCGGACCCUUACCUCACUUGUCCCAAGUGCGGGGCAGAAGCAGGGAACCCCACGCUGGUCAAGAUGGAGGUGGAGAUGAUUGGCAGGUCAUAAUUAUUUCAUGCUAUGAAGAAAUUUACUAUGAAACUGCAGGUGGCCUCCUUUUUUUUUUGUUUGGUCUUGUAUGAGUUGAUAACUGGACUUAUCUUUAUGAUGUCUUUGUCUUUUCUGAACACACAUCAGCCUGCGAUGUUUAAUGUAUAUGUGCAUAUAUUGACAGUCUGCUGCCCCUUCUGUUUUUCCGGCUGGACUUUGGAAGGAACUAUUUGUCUUUGGCGCACUGGACAGACUGCAGAGAACGACACAGAGCAUAUAUUUGAUGAGUGAACGUGUUGAUUUAUGCUCCAAAUUGGCUCUGUGCUGGCAUGGGUGUGUGUGUGUGUGUGUGUGUGUGUGUGUGUGUGUGUGUGUGUGUGUGUGUGUGUGUGUGUGUUUGUUGAAAUGGGAAUAUUUGUUCUGAUGAAAAAUGCAAAAAGUCAGCUGAAUAAAUAAUGGGAGGAAUUUCUGAUGUCU